AUGGCUAGCGAAGGACAAGCUUUGAACGUGCCAGUUCUCCUUGCUGGCUACAGAUUUAGCCCUAACAAUGAUGAUCUUAUUGUUUAUUAUUUGAAGAGAAAAAUUCUGGGCCAACAACUUCCUGCUGAUGUUAUUACCACCACUGAUGUAUAUGCAUCAAGCCCUGAUAAACUCCCAUUGGAUGAUUUUAAGGGCGGGGUUGCCAACGAGUGGUUUUUCUUUUCAACUAGAAGCAAGGAUGAUAACAUUAUUGCACUAGAUGGUGGCUACUACGCAAUCGAUCCCGAAGGUGCUGGCCCGAUCACAUGGGAGGGAAAAGUUGUUGGUUAUGUAAAGACCCUGAAUUUCUAUCAAGGAAGCUCACCUAAUGGAACUGAAACUGAAUGGAUGGUAGAGGAGUUCAGAGUCAAUCCCGAGUUUGUUCCAAUCAACAACAACCGUAGCACUCAAGAAAAGAUAGAAAACCUUGUUGCAUGCAAAAUUUCUCGAGUGCAACCUGAACCUGAAUGGGAUACAACAACCAAACCAAAGGAAAGCAAGCAAGAAGAAGAUUUGGGCGAUGGUUAUCUGAAGUCUAGCGGAGACAACUCAAGAUAUAUAAUGCAUGAUCUCGCUCAUUUUGUUAGUGAAUUAACGUUAGAAUGGUCUCAUAAUUUUGACGAUUCACGAAGUGAAAGGGAUGAGCUGCAAGUCAUCGAUUCAUUACGACCUCAUCAAAGUCUCGAAAAGCUCUCUGUUACAACAUAUGGUGGCACGGUAUUUCCUCCAUGGAUAGGAGAUCCUUCUUUCACUAAAAUGGUAGAGCUAAAGCUUUAUGAUUGUCUUAAAGUUACCAUCACUGGGAUACUUCCAAUACUCCGACAGUACUUGAGCAUAAAUGCCUUGGAUGAGGUGAAAGAAGUGUCUGCUGAGACUAAUUAA
Molecule: messenger RNA, 921 nt
Organism: Populus nigra (black poplar)
Lineage: Eukaryota; Viridiplantae; Streptophyta; Magnoliopsida; Malpighiales; Salicaceae
Product: NAC domain-containing protein 71-like
Exons: 4
Coding region: 1-921 (306 amino acids)
Biological process (GO): system development; regulation of DNA-templated transcription
Molecular function (GO): DNA binding
Source: RefSeq, a predicted model, not a curated record